AUCUGACAACGCCAGAAGUAAACCGGAAAACGUUCUUUUUAGUAUCAACCCGUUAAAGUUCUAUCUUUAAACUGCUACUGUCUUAGCAAUCCCUGAAUCACAAAGAUGGUCAAGGAAGACAGAAAAGUUUGGAAGGCCAACUAUUUUGUAAAAAUCACAUCACUUUUUGAUGAAUACCCAAAAGCAUUCAUCGUUAAAGUAGACAAUGUCGGCUCAAAGCAGAUGCAACAGAUUCGCCAGGGUCUCAGAGGGAAGGGAGUUAUCCUUAUGGGUAAGAACACAAUGAUGCGUAAGGCUAUUCGUGGUCAUUUGGACACCAAUCCAGGAUUAGAGAAGCUUUUGCCAGCAAUUAAACACAACGUGGGCUUUGUCUUUACUAAAGAUGAUUUGACUGAAGUCCGUAGUCUCAUUUUGGAGAACAAGGUACAAGCUCCAGCCAGAGCAGGUGCUGUAGCUCCUAAAGAUGUCAAGAUUCCUGCCCAAGUAACAACUCUUGGACCUGAAAAGACAUCUUUCUUCCAGGCCUUGUCUAUCCCUACAAAGAUUACCAAGGGUACCAUCGAAAUCUUGAAUGAAGUGUCCUUGAUCAAGGAAGGAGAAAAAGUGGGUCAGUCUGAGAGUACUCUACUUAACAUGUUGAACAUCUCACCCUUCACUUAUGGUCUAAUCAUUGAUCAUGUGUAUGAUUCUGGAACUGUUUUUAGCCCAGAAGUUUUGGACAUCACAAAUGCAGACAUUAUUGCCAAGUUUGUUGAGGGUGUGCGCAAUGUUGCUACAGUAUCUCUGGCUAUAGGUUAUCCCACUGCUGCAUCAGCUCCCCAUUCACUUAUUAAUGGCUUCAAGCGGUUGUUGGCUGUUGCAGUUGAAACAGAUUACACCUUCAAGGAGGCUGAGCAGACCAAAGAGUACCUGAAGGAUCCUUCCAAGUUUGCUGUUGCUGCUGCUCCUGCACCAGCAGCCGCAGCUGGUAAACCGGCAGCAGCCGCCGCACCAGCAAAGGAAGCUGUCAAAGAAGAGAGUGAACACAGUGAUGAAGAUAUGGGUUUUGGCCUCUUUGACUAAAUUCCUGUAUAUGUCUGUAUGAGGUUACAGAUAAUGUGCCACUAGUUGACUUGCCAGUAGGUGUAUGGGUUUACACCGAAAUGGCAUCACUAAACUUCCAUGUUAAUGUAACUUCUGUUGAAUAAAUUUUUGGAACUCUU
Messenger RNA from Biomphalaria glabrata, 1202 nucleotides. Its product is annotated as 60S acidic ribosomal protein P0-like. The transcript has 9 exons. The coding region runs from base 106 to 1062 and encodes 318 amino acids. Gene Ontology annotation, molecular function: large ribosomal subunit rRNA binding; structural constituent of ribosome. Gene Ontology annotation, cellular component: cytosolic large ribosomal subunit. The record is from RefSeq and is a predicted model, not a curated record. Lineage: Eukaryota; Metazoa; Mollusca; Gastropoda; Planorbidae. Gene Ontology annotation, biological process: ribosomal large subunit assembly; ribosome biogenesis; cytoplasmic translation.